AUGUACAUCGUGCCUCUUCGGGAGCCCAUCGCGUGGCGUCCGUCCCACCUCUGGACUGGCCGAGAACCGACUCGACCGACAACGUCAUCCGGAACAAACGGCGUCGUUGCAUCGCGUCCCAUCCCGUUGAUCCACUCGGUUUGUGUGCGUGGCAAGCAAGACCUAAGGCCUCGCUCUCGACCGUCUCCCACACAAGACUCAAGACGGAAGACCGACACACGCGACGCCAUGUCCGCCGCCGUUUCGUCGGCUCUGGCUCAGCCACCGUCUAGUGUCUGCAGACUUAAGCGGGAGACAUUCGCCCGCGUCCGAAGGCGGUCGCACGCCGUCGCUCAAACUCCGACAGACAGCGCCUCUCGACCGCUUGAUGGACACUCAAGGAAGCGACGUGAGGCUGGUAGCAGUCGGAGAAGAGCUGGUGUCGCUUGUGUGGACACAAUGCAGUGCGCGCACUUGGCUGUAGGCAAGUGGAUGCGGCAGCUCAGUGUCGAGCUCUUUUUCGUGAUGAUCGUGCUGUUCUAUGGAGGGGUCACGGUUGUGCAGCUCACAGUGGCGGACGACACGUUGGCAUUGCAUCGACUUGCAACUGACGUCACGGAUGUUACGGUGGGGUCGAUUUUGCUGCUGGAAAUUGUACUACGAGUGUUUGCAGACGGAUGGCAGUGCGUAAGAGAUGUGUGGGUACUGGUGGAUGCACUGGUGGUUGUUCUCAGCUUCGUGCUGGGCGUCGUUGCUAUUGUAGGAACGACGUCGACGGUUGCGGUCCAGAUGUUGACAUUGAGGGGGAUUGUACGAGUGUUGAGAGUAUUGGUGGUGAGUGAGCGAGUCAAGCAGCGAACACGGUUGAUGAGCCUUGCGCACUUGAACAAGGGAGCAACCACGUCUCCGAUAGAGCACGUAUUGAUGGUCUUGAACGAGUUGCGGUUCCAUCCUGCGAUCCGGCCGUCGCUCCGAGCGGGACUGGACUUUGCCAUUGACGCUAUUAAAAACAACAGGUUGUACGACGCAACUGAGGUAUUGCUUGAUGUGGAAGGAAUCGACAACGACACACAAAAUUGGUUACGCGGUGAAACACUGCAAGGACAUGACUUGGAUGUAGUACUGCCUGAAGACAACGAGCUGGGCAGUCCGACCCGCAAACGUCCACGUUCAUUGACAGGUAGCUCGUGCUCUGACGUAGAUUUAGCGGCCGAUGACUACGAAGUUAGCUCGGGCAGUAGCACAACUGCGGGGUUAAAGCCUGCGUCACCCGUCAAACGUCGUCAAAAAGGCUCGCUUUUGCGUGCGAAUCGAGGCACGACGAUGCGCGACUUUCUCCCAUCGUUAGACUCUGCUUCUGAAUUUGAAUUGCACAACUUGCUUCAAGGCGUGAGCGCGUGGGACUUUGAUGUUUUUCGGGUCCACGUUGUUUCCGGCGGGAACGCGCUUUGCUGCAUUGGACAUCACCUUCUCCUCAGCACUCCUUGUGAAGCACUGAAUAUUGAUAGCGACGUUCUUGUGAAUUUUCUGUUGGAGAUUCAACGCGGGUACAUGUCCACGAACCCGUAUCACAAUGCCAUUCACGCAGCUGAUGUCAUGCAGACUGUACAUUUCUUCCUUAUCCAGCCCGAGCUGGCACCGAUUUUACGUCCACUGGAUCGUGCACUGUCACUUAUUGCUGCAGGUGUGCAUGACUUCAUGCACGAUGGCUUUAACAAUAGUUUCCACAUAUCAACGGCAUCGGAAAUCGCGCUACGCUACAACGACAACGCAGUAUUGGAAAACUACCAUGUCGCCCAAUCCUUCUUGGUGAUGAAAAAGUCAGAGCUCAACGUGUUCGGCCAACUAGCGCCGGAUGACUUCAAGUACGCGCGUGACAUGGUGAUUCAAAUGGUGCUGGCAACCGAUAUGGCUAAACAUUUCGAGGACACGGAGCUGUUUAAGAACAACAUCUUGUCAGCAGCUCUUGAUGAAAAUGCUGUACUGGUCAAGACCGUGGGCGACAAGAAGUUGCUGCUCAAGAUGAUUCUCCACACUUGUGACGUAUCGAAUCCAGCAAAGGAGCGGAAAAUCAUGCUGCGCUGGACUGCGCGCGUAGUGGAAGAGUUUUUCAUUCAGGGAGACAUGGAAAAGCAGCUGGGACUCCCGGUGUCACCGUUUAUGGAUCGAGACACUAUCGUGCUCAGAAACAUGCAGGUUGGCUUUGCCGAUUUCAUCGUGUCUCCGCUCUUUAGUGUCUGGGCUCAGAUCUUGGUCAACGUGAACGCCGGUCCAUACCGCAUUCUGCUCUCGAACCGCGAGUUCUGGGCGUCGCUACCCGACGACUUCAAACCACAUAUGAUCAAGGACGUGAUCCGAGACCGGCGGCCUCGCGUCACGAUGACACAACGAAUGGCUUUGAGGGAUCAACUUUCGCCACGUUCGCGUCGCAGUGUCCCGAAAUUAUUACUUGCAACGGCUGACGGCUGA
Peronospora matthiolae is the source of this 2448-nucleotide messenger RNA. The record is from the annotation of a GenBank genome assembly. Lineage: Eukaryota; Oomycota; Peronosporomycetes; Peronosporales; Peronosporaceae.